ACUACUUUAUGCAAAUGACGGGGGGCCCCGCGGGCCGGGGGGCGGUGCCCGCGGGUAUAAAGGGGCGCGCGCGGGCCGGGGCUGCACAGGCGAGUGCUCUGUGCUCGGUGCUGCCGCCCAGCCCGGAGCCACCCUGCGAGCGACCACAGCCACCGAGGGGGCGCGGCCGCCAGCCGACCUCACCGCCAGCGACUCCGGAGCCCUGCCCGGCCCGUCCGCCAGCUCCCGCAGCAUGGAGCGCCUGGUGCCCCGCCGCGCCCACCCGCCCGCGACGCGCAGCAGCGCCUGCCGCCGCCUCUUCGGGCCGGUGGACCACGAGCAGCUGAGCCGCGAGCUGCAGGCGCGCCUGGCCGAGCUGAGCGCCGAGGACCAGCGCCGCUGGGACUACAACUUCCAGCGCGACGAGCCGCUGCGCGGCCCCGGCCGCCUGCAGUGGACCGAGGUGGACAGCGAGUCGGUGCCCGCCUUCUACCGCGAGACCGUGCAGGUGGGGCGCUGCCGCGUGCUGCUGGCGCCCCGGCCCCGCCCGGACGGCGCGGGCGCCCCGCCGGCCCCCGCGCCGCCGGCCGCCGAGGAGCCGCGCGACGGCGCGGGCGAGGCUGCGGGGGACGCCCCGGCGCCGCCCAACGGCGACCCCGAGGUGUCUCCCCCGCCGACCCCGGCGCCCGAGGCCGCGCAGGAGACCGCUGAGCCCGAGGCGGGCCCGCCGCCGCCGCGCGACCCGGAGCCCGAGCCCGAGCCCGAGCCCGAGCCCGAGGCCGAGGAGGACGAGGAGGAGGACGAGCCCGAGGACGAGCCGCCGCAGAUCUCCGGGCGCCCGGCGCAGGGCGCCUCCGUGAUCGUCCCCGUGGCGCUGCCCGGGGCCGCCGUGGCCGUGCUCGCGGCCCCCGCCGCCGUGCCCGCCGCCGGGGCCGCCGGGGCCGCUCUGGGCGCUGCCGCCAACGCCCCCGGGGCCCCGGGAGGCGCCGCGGCCGUGAAGAAGCUGCUGGUCGGGCCUCUGAUCUCCGACUUCUUCGCCAAGCGCAAGCGCUCCGCGCCCGAGGCCAAGGCCAACGAGGGGCCCGGCGGUGGCUGCUCCGCCCCUGGCGGCGGCCCCGGCGUGGGCCCCGCCGAGCAGACCCCGCGCAAGCGGAUGAGAUGAGCCUCUCCCCCAGGAGCCCGGGACCCUCUGACCGCGGACAGGACACGCCGCCCCCAGACCGGCCAAUAGCAGCUGCUGGCGAGCAGCGAUCGGUUUUGUGUAAAAGUCUGACAGCCGUGCAAUGUAUUAGUCACUUCUCACCCAAACGUGCCGGCACCGAAGAGUACACUGGUCCCAAGGUGGAAAGCUUUAAGAGUCAUUUAUAAAAAAAGGUUCAAUCUCUGCUGAAACUCAGCGCAAAAAAUGAUGAAAAAAGAGAAAAAAAGGAUAAAAAUGUAUAUUUGUACAAAAAAAAGUUAAAAAAAAAAACUUAUACUAACUUAUAUUUUCUAUUUAUGUCCAGGCGUGGCCGCUCUGCCCGCGGCAGCUUGGCCGCUGGCUUUGCUAAGGCACGCACCCACCACCGGGGCGGGGGUCCCCAGAGAUCCAUCCCACAGGGGCCCCCUGGGCGGGCGCCCACCAGCCCGGCCCGCGUGCCCGCCACCGCGCGCCGCCCACCGCGCGCCGCCCUCCUAGCUUGCAGUCUCUCCCCCCAGCUCUCGCCGUCUGUCUCUGUCUCUUUCUUUCUUUCUCUCUUUCUCUCUGAGUUGAUCCCCCACACCUGACAUCUCUGAGAAAAAGUCCUGAGCCGGCACACCUGCCCGGCCCCUGUCCGCUGGGUCCCAAUAAAGAGGCCAAAAAAUUGCUGCAAA
Molecule: messenger RNA, 1833 nt
Organism: Pipistrellus kuhlii (Kuhl's pipistrelle)
Lineage: Eukaryota; Metazoa; Chordata; Mammalia; Chiroptera; Vespertilionidae
Gene: CDKN1C
Product: cyclin dependent kinase inhibitor 1C
Exons: 4
Coding region: 233-1141 (302 amino acids)
Biological process (GO): regulation of cell cycle
Cellular component (GO): nucleus
Molecular function (GO): cyclin-dependent protein serine/threonine kinase inhibitor activity
Source: RefSeq, a predicted model, not a curated record